AUGACAUGGGCUUUGGCUUCUGAAGCAAACAUCAUUUCCAAGAGUAAGCACACAGCACGUGAGGUUAAGUACUCUGGAUUUUUGACCAAGACUGAUGGAGUAGAUUCAGUGGCAAGAGAUUUAAUGAAUUUGGGAGGGCAUAUAGCUUCCCCGGUAACAAAUUCAUACAACUCAUUUCCCCAAGGGUUUGCAGAGAGACCAUCGGAGGUGGUGGAAGAAGCGGAAGUGGAAGAGGAAGAGGUGGAAGAAGCCAUGAAUCAGAUAGCAUGCUUCUCCAUAGCUGCUGAUACCCUUUCACCAGGUCACUCUCUUUCUCAUUCGAAGAGAGAGUCCAUAGUAUCUAAAGGUGGCACUUUUGAGCUGGGUUUCUUCAAACCAGGCACUUCAUCAAAAAUCUACCUGGGCAUAUGGUAUAAAGGGUUUCAUGAGGAAAUUGUUUGGGUAGCAAACAGAGAAAACCCUUUGUCUCACCCAUCUUCCUCAAGACUUUACCUCUCAGAAAAUGGCAAUCUAUUCCUUUUUGAAGGUUCCUCCGAGAUUCCUGUUUGGUCAACAAAUUUGACAUUUCCCCGGUCAAAUAUAACUGAAGCAGUACUUGGUGAUGAUGGAAAUUUUGUUUUGAGAGGUAGAUCGAACACCUCUUCUAUAUUUUGGGAGACUUUCAACCAUCUAACCGAUACAUUGCUGCCAAGUGCGAAGGUUCGGGUCAAUAAGGUUACUGGAAAACCACAGCAACUCAUUUCAUGGAAAAAUUCACAAGAUCCAGCACCUGGUCUCUUCUCGGCGGGGUUAAACCCAAAUGGAAGCAUUCAGCUUUUCUUAGAGUGGAACAGAUCCCAAAUUUAUUGGAGUUCGGAAGUUUUGAAUGAAAGUGAAAAUAUGGGAAGGAGCAGUAUCUUCAAUUUGAGUUUUGUGUCAACUACAAAUGAAAGUGAGAGAUAUUUUGCUAGCUCUCUUUAUAAUCCGUCUAACCUUGCUAAUUAUCGAAUUGACCAAACAGGACAGAUCAAGGCACGUGUGUGGGAGUCUGGCCUUUCCAUUUGGAGUACAUUUUGGUAUGCACCGAGGAAUCUAUCUGAUGUCUACGCUUUGUGUGGUGCAUUUGGCGUGGUACAAUACCCUGACAACUCCUCAUACCCUUGUGGGUGUCUAAAAGGUUUCAAACCAUUUUCGAUGGAAGACACCAGACUAAAUGAUUGGUCAGGCGGCUGUGUGAGGAAAUCUCCUUCGCAAUGUGAGAAUAAUACGUAUGCUAAUGGCAAAAAAGAUUGGUUCAUGAAAAUAUCAAUCAUGCGAUUGCCUGAUUAUUCAAAAGCAUAUUUGGCCGUGAUUCCUAGCAGUUGUGAAUCGGCUUGCAUGGAAAAUUGUUCUUGCACAGCUUAUGCUUAUAGUAGGAGUGAGUGUAUGAUAUGGGAAGGAGCUCUUUUGAGCUUACAGCAACUUCCAUAUGGUGGCGAGAUUGAAUAA
Messenger RNA from Corylus avellana, 1467 nucleotides. NCBI's taxonomy places the organism in Eukaryota, Viridiplantae, Streptophyta, Magnoliopsida, Fagales, Betulaceae. The record is from RefSeq and is a predicted model, not a curated record.